AUGAGUAAUAAUAACAACAACUUCAAAAAUCAUGAGGAGAAGGUGAAAUUUUACAGAGACAAAAUUCUUAAGCAACUUGAAGCAGAUGGCGACAUCGAUAAGGUUCGCAAUAGCAUUAAAGAAUUGGUUGGAAAAUCAAAUUGGAGAGAAGAAGUUAAAAGCCUUAGCUUGAAAGUAAUGUCAAACGAAACAAUAGAAGAUUUAACACCAGAAAUUGUUGCAGAAAAAAUACGCGAACAAGCAAUUUCAAGUUUACCUAAAAAUUUGAAGGCAAAUACUAUUAACCAUAUAAAGGAUACAUUAGUAAAGAAACAAGUACCUAUCGAAAAUCCUGCAGAAUGA
Molecule: messenger RNA, 342 nt
Organism: Trichomonas vaginalis G3
Lineage: Eukaryota; Parabasalia; Trichomonadida; Trichomonadidae
Product: transcription factor e(y)2 family
Exons: 1
Coding region: 1-342 (113 amino acids)
Biological process (GO): positive regulation of DNA-templated transcription; mRNA export from nucleus
Cellular component (GO): SAGA complex; nuclear pore
Molecular function (GO): transcription coactivator activity
Source: RefSeq, a predicted model, not a curated record